Molecule: messenger RNA, 1125 nt
Organism: Plasmodium berghei ANKA
Lineage: Eukaryota; Apicomplexa; Aconoidasida; Haemosporida; Plasmodiidae
Product: conserved Plasmodium protein, unknown function
Exons: 1
Coding region: 1-1125 (374 amino acids)
Source: RefSeq, a predicted model, not a curated record
AUGAAUAAAGAAAAUUUGAGCGAAAAUGUCAAAAGGGUUUUAGCGAAAAAAGAAAGAAAAAAACUUAAGGAAGAAAGAGAAUUAUAUAAUGCCACUAAAAUUAUUAGUUCACAAAAUAAUGCUAUGAGAAAAAUAAUAGCUCAAAAGCAAUUAGCUUCCACUAGUUUUGUUAGUAAAAUGAAAGAUAUAAAUAAAUCAUUCCCACAUAUAAGGGCUAAAGAUGAUAAAAAUUAUAUGAAAGAAAAUCGAGUAAAGAUUCAGGAAAAAGCUGUACUUCAUAAAAAAUUCCAGGAAGAAAAAGAGGAGCUGAAAAAAAAAAAACCAUUCAAAAUGAAAAGGUUUGAAAAAAUUACUUCAAAAGUGGCUGAACAUUUAAGGAAAAACGAAACGAAAAAUGAGACAAAAAAGGAAGUCGAGUUUUCAAUUGACGUAGAAGAGGAGGAAAUGGAAGAGGGAGAAUUAGAAGAAGCAGAGGAAGAAAUAGAGGAAGAAGUAGAAGAAGAACCAGAGGAAGAAGUAGAAGAAGAAUCAGAGGAAGAAAUAGAAGAAGAAUCAAAGGAAGAAGUGGAAGAAGAAGCAGAAGAAGAAGCAGAAGAAGAAGCAGAGGAAGAAGCAGAAGAAGAAGCAGAGGAAGAAGCAGAAGAAGAAGCAGAGGAAGAAGCAGAAGAAGAAGCAGAGGAAGAAGCAGAGGAAGAAGUAGAAGAAAAAGCAGAGGAAGAAGUAGAAGAGGAGGAGGAAACAUGCAAAAGGGAAGAUGGAUAUGGAAAAACUGAAGAAAAUAUAAUAGAUAAAUUUCAAAAAAAUGAGCGUUCUAAAAAAAAUGAAAAAGGGGGAAAAGAUAAAUUUCAUAAAAAUUAUGGGAAGUUGCCAAGUUAUAUUUUAAAAAAAAAAAAAGAUAUACCAGACGAAUCGAUGGAUGCACCCCCAGGAUAUCGUGUUUUAAAAAACGAUGAAAGAAAUUAUGUCUUAAAAGAAUUGCAUUCUCAAUUAAAACAAAUUAAUGAAGAAUAUAAAAACAAUAAAGAUAAAGAAAAAAAAAUUGACCUCGGAAAACAAUUAAAAGAAAUAAAGGACUCUAUCGAAUUAUUUAGCACCCCUUAUGUUGUUGUAGACAAAAAUUUCUAG